GUCAGGGAGAUGACACAAGAGAACUCCAUUCUGCUUCACUUGCAGAGUUUACAGCUGCCCUUUCCCGACACCUGGAAGUAUGGGAUUUUGGCAUUAGCCAUCCUCCUGGUUUUGGUGGCUCUAACCAUUUUAACCUGCCAAAUGCGCCAGUGCCAGAAACUGAGAAAAUUUGGGAGAAAGAAGAAAUACCUUAGUGAAGCCUGUAAGGACACAAAGGCGGAGAAUGGUAUCCUGGGGGAUAAACUGCGACCAGCUCUCCUUGACAUUGCUAAGCAGAGCCUUCCUGAUGUCAAGAUCCAGAAGCUCCAAGAGGAACUGGACAAGCUGGGUACCUGCCUUUCCCCCUCCUGCACCAGCAGCAAGAACCUGGAGAGUGUGGGCAGCAACGCAGACUUCCUGGAGAGCUCCCGGGGCAGGCUGAGAUUCUCCCUCUUCUACCACAGGGAGCGACUUGAGCUGCUCUUGACGGUCAUUGCAGUGACAGGCCUGCCUAGCCGAGGGAGCGCUGACUCUGCUGUUCGGGUCCGGCUGCUGAAGCAGGUCCCAUCUCACAUCUCUGGCCUCCAGUGCAUGGUCCAUGAGUGGCAAACACAGGCGGUGAAGAACUGCAGGAAACCUGCCUUUGGGGACCAGUUUGUCUGCUCCCUGCAGGAGGCCGAGCUGGAGAAGAGCACUGUGAAGUUGGAGGUUAAACAUUACAACAAGUAUUCCAGACACACCAUGCUGGGGGAAGUGAGGGUCACCCUCAGCAAACUAAAGGCCUCCCAACGUAUGGAGUUCUGCGAGGAGCUACAGAAGACUACAAAGGACCUUGUUGGAGAAGUCCUUGUGUCGCUGAAGUGUCUCCCCAUCUCUCAGAAGAUAGAAAUUGGGCUGCUCAAAGUCAAAACUGCCUCCGUGUGCAGCAGUCCAGAGAAGAGUGUGUAUGCGAGAAUAGACAUCUCCUGCAAUCUCCACAAACAGAAGCAUCAGAAAUCCAGCCCCAGGGCCCAAACCUCAGUCAUCAUCUUCAACGAGACUUUCCUCUUCCAUCUUGCUGAGCCUGUUGCUGGGGCCUGCACAGUCCUGGUCUCCGUUUAUGAAAUGAGCUCCAGGGCCAGAGGCAGCAGCAGGCAGCUCAUUGGACAGGCAGUCCUGGGGAAGAGGAGCCCCAGCGAAGCCAAUGACCACUGGGCCCUCAUGAUGCAGUCUGUCCAGCAGCCUGUGGCUAAGUGGCAUCCUCUGCUACUUUAG
Molecule: messenger RNA, 1233 nt
Organism: Emys orbicularis (European pond turtle)
Lineage: Eukaryota; Metazoa; Chordata; Testudines; Emydidae
Product: synaptotagmin-1-like
Exons: 6
Coding region: 10-1233 (407 amino acids)
Biological process (GO): regulation of calcium ion-dependent exocytosis; regulation of dopamine secretion; calcium-ion regulated exocytosis
Cellular component (GO): exocytic vesicle; plasma membrane
Molecular function (GO): clathrin binding; phosphatidylserine binding; calcium-dependent phospholipid binding
Source: RefSeq, a predicted model, not a curated record